CUACAUCCUUGCUGUCCUCUUGUCAUACUAAUCUUAGAGAUGGCGCCAAGUUUUAUCGGUGCUCUUCCCACCGACCACCUGCGGUGGUACUCGUCUCAAGCAGAACUACCGGAAAUGCUGCUAGGGGAUGGGACACCAGAAAUGCCUCCCGAAGGUCACAAAUCGCAUCGCAACCGACUAUCUGUCAUACCCGCGCCGUAUAGGCGACUAGAAUCCAUGCACACUCUAACUCACCCUAGCUGGGAUUUCAACGUCGACAGUUUCCUUUAUGCGCACGUUCCGUCUCAUAAACUGAAGAUCGGUCAUGAACAUUCCAGGGGGAGCGCCACCAUGCCCUGCCCGCCAUACGUAUAUGUGCCGCCUACACCGCUCUCAAGACCCAAGACCGUACGAGAGGUAUCGUGGUGGGUCAAUGAAUACCCAUUAAGAACCGCGCAAUGUGUUAUGCAUCAUUCCUUCCGAGAGUCGAUGGACUACAUUUUUGACUUCGAUAGUCGGAACGACCCAGACCAUGAUAUCCUCGCCACUUUGGUGUUUGGACACAUAGACGGGGACGAAGCCCAUCCACCGGCUUGUUUAGUCUUUGUCCAACCCCCGUGGAUUUUAUCCCCGAAGGACCUCGAACUAUUUGUGGACUGCCAAACCCUCCGACCGGCUGCCGACGACGCUGGCUUCAUAACAUCGUACAGUAGUAAGGAACGGUUGUGGUCUAAGAUUUGGGACGAAUGCCAUCGGCGAAAUUGUCGAUGGUUUGUUUUGACAACGUAUUGGGGAUGGGUGUUUGGUGCAUUCUCCCAAGGCUGGACUGUGGGAUUUUCGCGAGGCAUUCUGGAUCGGAACUGCAAGUACCCCACAGUCUUGGAGAGUCUCGUUUACUGGCUAGGUUCAUCAAUCGGUGUCCCCGGUAGCUGGGAGAUCCCAGAGGUACCAGAAUCUGUCCAGAACCUGGAUGCACAGAACAAGGCCCUAAUUCCCCAUACACAUAGACUGGAUUGUGAACCGGCUCCUUCAGUGUCAGAUUGGGAUGCUCGAAGUGAAGCUCCCUCGUCAAAAUUCGACGUGCCUUCAGACGACGAAGAUGAUCAGGCGGUUUAUGCCAUGUUAUUUGAAGAAAAGCCAAACGUCUCCCUAAGACAACCAGUCAAUCUGCAAAGGCGAGGCAUUCCUGAUGGGCAGAUUGCCAUCCAUACAUGGUCGAGAGCAACCGCCGGAGAAAUGCGUCCCCCAUCCCCUACCCGGUCGGAGUUCUCUGUCGCGUCCGGCUCGACCGUACGCGACUACGGUAAGCGGGCUGUAGCACAAGGUGGCGGAUAUCUAUCUGGAAAGCGGUACGAGCAGCCGCGAGGUGACUAUCGGUGACGGCCUGGAUCGGAUGAUGGAAGGUGACCUGACUGGAGGUAGAGCAGGAAUCGCAUCCUUGUUUAAUCGACGCUAUGAUCAGUACUAUCGAUUUGUUGUGUAACGCACUGUACUUCAUGUAUCAUAGAUAUCUGCGUGUAGCUCUUGUACUUGAUACGCUUACUCUGGGAUUAAUGAAAAGUCUAUAUUC
Messenger RNA from Postia placenta MAD-698-R-SB12, 1549 nucleotides. RefSeq lists its product as hypothetical. The transcript is spliced from 8 exons. NCBI's taxonomy places the organism in Eukaryota, Fungi, Basidiomycota, Agaricomycetes, Polyporales, Adustoporiaceae. The record is from RefSeq and is a predicted model, not a curated record. The coding region runs from base 40 to 1359 and encodes 439 amino acids.